Molecule: messenger RNA, 711 nt
Organism: Phalaenopsis equestris
Lineage: Eukaryota; Viridiplantae; Streptophyta; Magnoliopsida; Asparagales; Orchidaceae
Exons: 4
Coding region: 24-563 (179 amino acids)
Source: RefSeq, a predicted model, not a curated record
UAAUUUAUGCAAAUUGGAGAAAAAUGGAGGGCAGAUGGAGCAAAGGCGUGCUGCACCUUCUUCUUCUUCUUAACUUGAUGAUGUGCGUUGCCGUCCUCGGCCUUGCCGGUUGGUCCAUCGAUAAGUACAUCGACCACAACGCCGCUCGUCAACGUUUCAGAGGUAACAUCGCAACGACAUAUUUGCUGAUGGUCUCGCUGAUCACCGGAGUCACCGGAGUUUGCUCGGCGGUCGCCGGACUAAUUCAUCUCUGUGCAUGGCGUGGGGAUAGCUUGGCAUCUGCAGUCUCCUCAGCCCUCAUCUCUUGGGCCAUCACAACCCUUGCUUUCGGCUUCACGUGCAAGCAAAUGAAGAUGAGAAAUCGAGAACCGCACAUGAAAGCAUUGGAAGCAUUCAUCAUAAUAUUGACUGCAACACAGCUGGUGUAUCUCAUAAUGCUUCAUUUGGGAAUUAAGAGCAGGAAGUAUGGCGCGGGGUAUAGGAGCUACUGCAAUGCUCGUAUGAUGAUGGAGAAUGAGAAUAGGACAGACGCAGCAGCUGCUGCAGGGGCAGAUGAUGUUUAGAGAUUUAGUGGUUGGAUGAUGAUUUGUAGGCACUUUAUGUUCUUUUGCUUUCAAGUGCAAUGUUUUUUUUGGUUUUAGGGUUGAUUAGGAAGAGGUUUAUGAUUGAUGAUGAGUUAUUUAGGGGUGGUUUGGGGUAGUUAUUUUUGGG